Symbiodinium sp. CCMP2456 is the source of this 1720-nucleotide messenger RNA. The record is from the annotation of a GenBank genome assembly. NCBI's taxonomy places the organism in Eukaryota, Dinophyceae, Suessiales, Symbiodiniaceae.
GGUCGACCUGUUCAUCAUCGUUUGCGGCCUCGCGGAGGUCGUGAUGUCGGAGGCCAGGGGCAAUGUCUUCGUUGAGAACUUCAGCCUGCUCCGCGUAAUGCGCAUAGCUCGCAUUGCCCGUUUGCUGAAGCUCUUCCGACGCUUCAGCUACCUGAAAGAGCUUCGGAAGCUGCUGUCCAUGGCCACCUCCUGCAUGCGAACGUUGUGCUGGUCGUUCAUGUUCUGCUUCAUGGUAAUGACCAUUUGGGCUAUGCUCAUGGUGGACCUGGUGCAGCCGCUCAUCACGGAACUCGGAAAAGCUGGUGAGUUUGGCGACUGCGAGCAAUGUCUCCGAGCUGCCGCAUCGGUGAUGGAUGCGAACUUGUUGCUUUUCAAGACCGUGAUCGCUGGUGACAGCUGGGGCCGAAUCGCAGUGCCGGUGAUCGAGGCCUACCCCGCGACGGCGAUCAUCUUCGUGGGCUCCUUGCUGACGCUGGUCUUUGGAGUGCUUAACCUCAUCGUCGCUGUAGUGGUAGACACCUUUGCAGAAGCACGACAGAAGGAUGUCCAAAACCUGGCCGAGGAGAUGGAAACCGACAUCGAAAUGGACAAGAAAUUCCUACAGAAGAUCUUCGAUCGCGUGGAUGAAGACGGAAGUGGAGAGCUGACACUCAGUGAGCUUAUUGAAGGGGCCAGGAAGGAUACUGAGUUCCAGAGCCGCCUCCGUGUCAUGGAUAUCGAUGAGGCUGACUUGCAGCAGCUCUUUCAGAUGAUCGACGCCGACGAUUCCGGCACUGUUGAGCGCGACGAGUUCAUCGCGCCGCUUAGCCGGUGGGUUCACGAGUCCAAGACCGCUCCUCGCUUCAUCAAGUACAACCUUAUGCGAUCCUUGCACGAGCAAGAGCAGCUGAAAAAGAUCACUGAGGCGAGAUUCGACCAGAUCAACUCGCACAUCCAAAGGAUCGCACUGAGCCUCGGCAUCCGCCUCGAGCGCGCUUCCUCAAAUAGGCCGAAAGAGAACAAGAAGUCGUCCUUGAUCCGGGCAUCGAAGGACUAUGGAAAGCGGAAGAUAUCAUCGGAUGGUGAUGAGCUACAGACGACUCUCUCCGCACCCGACGACACGGCCUCGCAAGUGUCGGACGCGUUCGACGAAACAGGCUCCCUGGGCUUCAAUACUGUGCGGCAGUCGAUGCGCAAGGAUUCACCGGUCCUCUUCCAUGCGCAGUCCACGCAAGAUUUGGAGCAGGUGGCUCCCCACGGGGUGAACACCUUGGAUUUCUCGAGCUUCAAAGAUUUGUACAAGAAGCAUCGAAUCUCGCAGAACGAGGACAGCGUCCCACUGCUCGAAGGCAAGGAGAGCUCCGCUGGCCAUCACGAGGAGGGUCCUGGCGACGAGAACCUGGACGGGGUGUUGAACUCAACCUUGCAGGUCGCUGAAAGCUUGGUCGCCGAAGCGGCCUCGGCGGCUCUCGCGAGAGCCGGCUACACUUUGCAUCUGCGGCUCAGGGCACUGAUGCACAAUGGUUCCGGCCACGACUCGCAGGAGCUCGGGGAAGGUGAAUCACUAAGUCCGCGAUGUAUCUCGGGCCACAUGGGACCAGACAUGGCGCAAAGCCUACGGCCACAAGCGGAAGCUCAGACCCCGCAUGUGGAGAGCCAGGAGCCUCAAUACAGCGACCAAGCUCAGAGCCAAGGUCCAACUUCAGGCGUAUCACAUAGACGAGUGAUACUGCCCGUUUGA